This is a messenger RNA of Symbiodinium necroappetens, 444 nucleotides long. The record is from the annotation of a GenBank genome assembly. NCBI's taxonomy places the organism in Eukaryota, Dinophyceae, Suessiales, Symbiodiniaceae.
AUGGCGCAUCGCGGCGGCAAUUAUUGCCGGUAUGGUGGGCGGCGCCGUCGCGGCGAGUGGGACCAGGACUAUUGGAACUGGAGGUAUGGUGUCAGGGCUUCAUUUGACCACAACAGGCGUGAGCACCACGAGUACAGAGCGGCUGGCGCAGAGGUGUACCAUCAUGCCGUCCACUCCAAGAUUCCAGCCGCAGAAAUGCCGUGCACCACGAUGUCGUGGAAUACGAUGACUCCGUAUCCAAUGGCGUGGACUCCGACUCCUGGCCUCACGCGUGCCUUCAUCAACAUGCCACAGGCGGUUCCCAUGUCGCAUUCGCCCCCAGGCACGAGCAAUGAUGCGGAGGCCGUCAUCAGAAACAUUCGUCUCUUCCAACUUAUGGAGCCGGAGCAAGCCGCUAAGAUCUUGCAGGACACAGCGGCCAUGCAGGGGCCCUACGAGGAUUAG